This is a messenger RNA of Vigna unguiculata (cowpea), 922 nucleotides long. RefSeq lists its product as uncharacterized. Lineage: Eukaryota; Viridiplantae; Streptophyta; Magnoliopsida; Fabales; Fabaceae. The record is from RefSeq and is a predicted model, not a curated record.
AAAACCAAAUUAAUUAUCAUGCCCAUAACCUAAAAGGACCCUUUACCCAUAGUUUUACAUUUUCCAUGCACUAUCUAUCCCUAGUGUAACAAAUCCUUUCCCUAUCUUCAACUAAUCCUCUCUUCAAAAAUCCAAUCCCUAUCACAAUCUAACUCACUCAACUCAAGCCACAUAGUAAUUCCCUACCACCACCAAUUCCAUCUCCAAUCAAAACCAACCCUCCACCAUGCCAACAAAAACUCAUCCAACUAAACCAUCAAAGAUCUUCACUUUGAUCCUUCUGCUUAUUUGUGUCAUCAAUCCCAUCAAGGGUGAGGAAUCAAGGAAGCUUGAUGAGACCACAAAUGGUAAUGUGAAGUGCUCACCGUGUGAAGGUGGUUCCACCCCAUCACCACCGAUAAUAGAGUAUUUAUCACCACCACCACCACCACCGAUAAUCUAUCCCUCACCACCACCGCCGUCACCGCCGCCACCGUACUUGUAUUCAUCACCACCACCACCGUCACCCAAGAAACCACCAUCAUCGUAUUGCCCUCCACCACCGUCAUCAGCGUACCUGUACAUGACGGGUCCACCGGGGAACUUGUACCCGGUGGAUGAGAAUUUCAGUGGAGCCAGUCCAAGCCGCCACCAAAAUUUGGCUGUGUUCUUGCCACUUUCGGUGGUUGUCGUGUUGAGCAUGAUGUUCUUUUGGUGAUUAGCUUGUCAAGAAAUUAAUUCAGACCAUUCACAUGUGUACGAGAAGCGUUCAUGGAUUAGUCCAAGGUCUCACGAAAGGUAAUAAGGAGGAGAGUUUUGUACUCAAAUAAUUUCAUUGUUUCAAAUUAAUGUUCCCCAGUUCUUCCUUUAAUUUCUGAUCCCAAUCUGUACAAUAUAAUUAAUAGCAAUAAUCACUAUGAAAUUAGUUUCUGAGUUUCUGCUA